AUGGGCUACCUCACCUCUGUCCUCGACUGUUGCAUCGACUUCAAUAUAUGCCUUGACGUGUGUUUGUGCACUAGCUGCCAGAUUGGCCGCCAGUAUGCCGCAGUUGGCGGUGCCCCUUCGACCCUUUCGAUGAAAGAGUGCGCGAAGGGCUGUAUGUGUCCAUGCAUUAUGGCAACAUUUCUGCGGCGUCGUAUUUCACGAAAAUACUCCUUUCGUGAAUCUCCAUUGUCUUCAUGCGUCCUGGGAUUCCUGUGCCUUCAGUGCGGGCUGUGCCAAACCAGUAGGGAGCUCAUACUCCGUGAGUCGAACCCUGGCGGCACAUGCUUCGAACCUACUUUAGUGAGUGUCAACAAAGAAGGCUACGACCUCGGCUUCUUGGCGCCAAGUGUUCGGACGUUUGUGUAA
This is a messenger RNA of Trypanosoma grayi, 405 nucleotides long. RefSeq lists its product as hypothetical. The record is from RefSeq and is a predicted model, not a curated record. Lineage: Eukaryota; Euglenozoa; Kinetoplastea; Trypanosomatida; Trypanosomatidae. The transcript has a single exon. Bases 1 to 405 code for a protein of 134 amino acids.